Messenger RNA from Thermothielavioides terrestris NRRL 8126, 672 nucleotides. Its product is annotated as glycoside hydrolase family 61 protein. Lineage: Eukaryota; Fungi; Ascomycota; Sordariomycetes; Sordariales; Chaetomiaceae. The transcript is spliced from 4 exons. The coding region runs from base 1 to 672 and encodes 223 amino acids. The record is from RefSeq and is a predicted model, not a curated record.
AUGAAGCUGUCAUCCCAGCUCGCCGCCCUCACGCUGGCCGCGGCCUCCGUGUCAGGCCACUACAUCUUCGAGCAGAUUGCCCAUGGCGGCACCAAGUUCCCACCUUACGAGUACAUCCGAAGAAACACGAACUAUAACAGCCCUGUCACCAGUCUCUCGUCGAACGACCUGCGAUGCAACGUAGGCGGCGAGACGGCUGGCAACACGACCGUCCUCGACGUGAAGGCGGGCGACUCCUUCACCUUCUACUCGGACGUGGCCGUGUACCACCAGGGGCCCAUCUCACUCUACAUGUCCAAGGCUCCCGGCUCCGUCGUGGACUACGACGGCUCCGGCGACUGGUUCAAGAUCCACGACUGGGGCCCGACCUUCAGCAACGGCCAGGCCUCGUGGCCGCUGCGGGACAACUACCAGUACAACAUCCCGACGUGCAUCCCGAACGGCGAGUACCUGCUGCGCAUCCAGUCGCUGGCGAUCCACAACCCGGGCGCCACGCCGCAGUUCUACAUCAGCUGCGCGCAGGUCCGGGUCUCGGGCGGCGGCAGCGCCUCCCCCUCCCCAACGGCCAAGAUCCCCGGCGCGUUCAAGGCGACCGAUCCCGGGUAUACCGCGAAUAUUUACAAUAACUUCCACUCGUAUACGGUGCCGGGUCCGGCGGUCUUUCAGUGCUAG